AUGGGAGCCCCUACUGUCAACUAUCCGACCGUCGUGCCAGCAAUAAAUCAGGUGGUCGACGUAGUCGCAAAGCGCGUGGUUGGAGUGCGCGAGAAUGGCCCAACUCUUAUCCAUUUUGAGUUUGGAAAAGGAACGCUUGAGACCGUCGAAGGGUUUGAGCCGGCCUUUAAAGCCGAAAUCUUCCACGGCGCCGACUGGCUCUCUUUUGACUCCGACGAGAAGCACGCCCGUAUUGAUGUGAAGGCCGUGGCACAGACCGAGGAUGGGGAGACUAUCAACUUUCCCUACCACGGCGUCGUGACGCUUGACAAGGAUGUUUUGAGCAUCUUCAACAUGGAGCCCACAUCCAAAACUAUCCCAUUUGGUGCCAGCACCAAUACACACUAUUUCCACUGUGGAUCGGAGAAGCUUAAGGAACUCGAGAACAUGACAUUCAUCGGAAACAGCCGCAUGAUUGUGAACGAAGAAACAAGGGCAAUCCAGGUCGAGACUCGCAUCUCGAGAGUCAUAGCGGCAACAGGCAUGGAGUAG
This is a messenger RNA of Talaromyces stipitatus ATCC 10500, 531 nucleotides long. RefSeq lists its product as uncharacterized. The transcript has 5 exons. The record is from RefSeq and is a predicted model, not a curated record. NCBI's taxonomy places the organism in Eukaryota, Fungi, Ascomycota, Eurotiomycetes, Eurotiales, Trichocomaceae. The coding region runs from base 1 to 531 and encodes 176 amino acids.